This is a messenger RNA of Chondrus crispus (carragheen), 1056 nucleotides long. RefSeq lists its product as hypothetical. NCBI's taxonomy places the organism in Eukaryota, Rhodophyta, Florideophyceae, Gigartinales, Gigartinaceae. Bases 1 to 861 code for a protein of 286 amino acids. The transcript is spliced from 2 exons. The record is from RefSeq and is a predicted model, not a curated record.
AUGCCGAAACCAUCUACGCGUGCAGCGGCACACCCGCCAACGGGCAACGGCCCAACUCCAUUGCGGGGCGCGGUUCAGAAGAAGGUGAUCAAGAGGCAGAUUAUACCGAUAACGGCCAACAUCACAAGGUGCGAGUUAACCAGCCCCGUCCUCAAGGUGGCUUCCCGGUCUCAAGAUCUUAUUUUCAGCGGCGCUUCCUUGUUCUUCACUAAAGCCGUGUUCAAAGUGCCAUCCACCGAGGAGGAGGCUUUGGAUACCAUGAGGACGGGCACCAGCGAUGUCGACAAAGACUUGCCAGAUGGCAGCCCGAUCAAUGAUCUCUACUUUCUCAGCUGGAGUCAUACGCAAUUUUUCGCCGCACAGAUGGCCGCGCUUGGAUACCGCUUUUUGUCAUCCAAUUUGAGUAGAAGGGCGCAGAAAACCAAACCACCAGCUGUAUCGGAAUGGCUUCGACUUGAAAAAUAUCACACUGUUCCAAGACGCAUGGUGCAAGCUGGUGCCCCUGUACAAAAAAUAUCCGCUGCUGCAGCGGGGCAAGGCUCGGUUGCUCCACUUGGGACACAUAUUCGACCUGCCAGUCACUCACAAAUGGUCGCCGCUGCGGCGCCGCCGAACCAAAAUGGCGUCCCGCCCCCAUCUGGUCGUGGGCUUGCAGACACUGCCAUCAUGAAAGCUACGCCGCAAGGCAGACUAUCGAAUAGCUCUACCUCUCAGCAACCUUCUAACCCCGCAAGUUCCAAACCCGCUUCAAACAUGACGUCAUCUCCGGAGGCACCAUCGCAUGCACCUUCAGCUAUGGCGUCUCUACCAUCCGGCAAAGUUCCCGAUGCGAAUGAUGUCCAAGUCAUAGACCUAACAUGAUGCAUCAAACGAUAAUCGCCUCCGCCUUUCGAGCCACUGGGUCAUAGAGCGCAUCCCUUCGAUGCGUAAGGGUGCUUACUUGUAUAGUACUUACUCACUAACUGUCGCCGCGAUGCUUAGUUUCCGAUUAGGCGAUGGUUCUGUCCCUGAUUUGCUCCCUAAAUUUUUGUUUUUAGUCCUUUGCGUCUCUCAAAA